Molecule: messenger RNA, 2630 nt
Organism: Cylas formicarius (sweet potato weevil)
Lineage: Eukaryota; Metazoa; Arthropoda; Insecta; Coleoptera; Brentidae
Exons: 3
Coding region: 498-2621 (707 amino acids)
Source: RefSeq, a predicted model, not a curated record
AUAAGCUUAAAGACGCCAAUUUUGACUAGUAUUUGAAAGAUACUGACAUGAAUAUGUAACUGUUUUUAUCAAUAAAUGAUAGUUUAAGCUGAUAUUUGUAGUUUUGAUUCGGUUUUAGGUACGAUAUGUGUCGGAAAAGCCGAUUUUGACUGGAAUCUAAAGUGAGGAAGAAAAACUUACUCUCAAUCCAAGAAAGUGGGUUUUUAAGUAGUCAUCUGCAGUUUUGAUAUAGAUUUCAGUCCGGUUGAUAGGAUGAUUCCUUUCUGGAGUUGCGUAGAAAGGGCAGUCCGACGGCUUCCAGAUUCUGUGCCAGCUUCGUUGAGAUUUCCCCCGUCGCUGGGAAUAGUCUCGUAGUCUUGAUCGUCUCUGCGCCCAGGUCUGCUUCAUGUUCUCAGCGAGCGGUCAACGUAGGCCCAGGCCUGCCUGCCGACGCGACCUAGUUCGAGAGUGACUGUCCCUCGCAUGCGUCGGUGCGCCAUAUUCCCGAGUUCGAAAACAUGUCGGCCCCUCAAACGUCCACCGAUAUUUCGGACGACAUCGUCGCUUCGCUGCUGAAACUUUCGUUUCGCCGGAGAACGGUAAAGGAGCAACAGGCGUUGCUGCAGAUGAAUCGGCCGACGCCUAGAUUACCGAUACAACAAUACGACAAGGACAAGAUGCGGAGCUUCAAUUCGAUAACGUAUGAUAACCACGAUUGGUUAUGCGGCAGCGUCGUGAAAAACACCCUGUACUGCUGGCCGUGCCUGUUGGUGUCGAAGAAAAAAUCGCUGUGGAACUCCGAGGGUUUCAUGGACUUGAAGAACGUGCGGGCCGCUUUGAGGAAGCACAACUGGAACAAGGAGCACCUUAACAGUUACCUGCUUUACAAGGAGAUGAGGCGGAAGUCGUUCGGUGCUGAUAACCUUAACAAGCUGCAGAUGUUGUCGCGCAACAUUUUCAACCGCGAGGUGAAGAACAACUUGAAGAUAUUCAGAACCGCGGUCGAGGCCAUUUGCCUGCUCUCGAAACAUGACUACAGAGACAAGAUUCUGAACGGCGACACCCUAGCCGAGUUCGUGAAGCUCGCCCUCAAACCUAACCUCGAGCUGGAGGAACACUGGCAGAGGAAGGGGUACUUCGAGUCCGCUUUUGACGACAUCAUCGAAGCGACGCUCAACAAUAUCGAGCUGAAGAUAAUCAAGCACAUCAGGCGUGAGGUUUGCGAAGCUAGCUUCUACGUGUGCUUCGUGGACGACGUCAGUUUCGCGGCGUCUUCCCCGAGGUGCUCGAUAUCGCUGAGGUACAUCGACGACCACGGGGAAGUCCGCGAGCGCCUGCUGGGGUUUUUCCCUCUAGAUGAGAGCAGGACCGGCGAGGCGCUGUGCGAACUGAUUCUCAACGUCCUCGAAAAGUUCGACGCCGGCACCAAGCUGCUCGCUUACACUUGCGACGGCGCUUGCGUGUCCACGGAAGAACUCAGGAACCUGCAGACGUUGAUGAAGGAGAAGAUAGACUCGGCUUUGUUCACUCAUUGCUUGUCGCGCCCCCUGCCGUUGAUCAUACAACAGAGUUGCUCGCACGACCUUUCGAUACGCAAAUUCUUCGCCGCCGUCAAGGAGAUCGAACAGUUCUUCAAAGCGCCGUUAAGGCGCGACCUCCUCAAUAGGGUCACCGACGAGGCCGACGUCUUGGAUUGCUACAGCAAACUGGUGCCGUUUAUAUUGAAUGAAAAGUCCAAGCUCACUGAAAUGUUCGACCAGAUCGUCAACUGCUACGAGUCCGACACCGACACCGUAUGGAAGGCCGGAAACUUCAAAAACGCCCUCUGCGACUCCAAUUUCGAGUUCUACUUGAAAGUCUUCGACGAUAUUUUCCAACGGGUGGAAGCCGUGAGCAACGCGCUUCGCCAGAAGACCAACAGCCACGCCUUCUGCAUCGAGGAGAUCACCAAGUGCCUCGGGCACCUGGAGCGUUGCAGGGACGAAGUUUCCAAGUCCUGCGACCUGAUAGAAAUCAAAGAGGAAAUAAUACAAGAAGGAUCCGAAGUGAAGAUGGAGAUAACCGAGGCGACACUCUCCACGGACGGUUCAGCGAGUCGGGAUCAACACCGCAAGCUGCUCGACAUCGUCAUCAACCAACUGCGGGAUAGAUUUUCCGCUUACAUCAAAUACUCCUUCCACAACUUGGCGGAUAUAAUGAAAUACGUGGACAUUAACGAGGAUUACGUCCAAUUGGUGAAAGCGUUUCCCCGCCAUUUCUCCAAGAAGGGUUUGAAGAACGAUAUGGACACCAUCAGCAACCCAAUGCACUCGCAGUUCCACGGCAAAAAGGUGUCAGAGGUGGUUAAGCUGAUGGCCGAUAGCGAAAGCACUACCCUUCUACCCAAGUGCUACAACCUUUACUCCCUCUUGACUAUUUUGCCUUCGGCGAAUGUGUUCGACGGCCCCAGGUUUACUUUCUUCGGAAGGUUGAGGUCAUAUUUGGAGAACGCCAAUUUGUCGAAUGUUUUCUCACCACGUGCCUGGCUUUCCAUAGAGAGGGGUAUCCUGGAGAAGUUCCAGACACAGCGAAACUGGUACGACAACCUAAUCGACGUCAUAGCCAAAGAUGAAAACAUCACCAUCCCGCUGACUUACGUGUGAAAUGUUAUC